Messenger RNA from Arachis stenosperma, 1347 nucleotides. RefSeq names its product 1-aminocyclopropane-1-carboxylate synthase 3-like. The transcript has 4 exons. Gene Ontology annotation, molecular function: transaminase activity; pyridoxal phosphate binding. The record is from RefSeq and is a predicted model, not a curated record. Bases 1 to 1347 code for a protein of 448 amino acids. Gene Ontology annotation, biological process: biosynthetic process; amino acid metabolic process. NCBI's taxonomy places the organism in Eukaryota, Viridiplantae, Streptophyta, Magnoliopsida, Fabales, Fabaceae.
AUGUUGUCUAGAAAGGCUAGUAAGGACUCUCAUGGCCAAGACUCUUCUUAUUUUCAAGGAUGGGAAGAGUAUGAGAAAAAUCCUUAUCAUCCCAUUCAAAAUCCAAUGGGAAUCAUUCAGAUGGGACUUGCAGAGAAUCAGCUUUCAUUUGACCUUCUUGAAUCUUGGCUCCGAAGAAAUUCUAAUACAAUGGCAUUGAAGAAAGAUGGAGUUUCUGCAUUUAAAGAUCUUGCUUUGUUUCAGGAUUACCAUGGUUUGCCCGCUUUCAAAGAAGCGUUAGUGAACUUUAUGACAAGCAUGAGAGAAAACAAAAUCAAAUAUAGUUCAGACAAGCUUGUUCUCACAGCUGGAGCAACCGCCGCAAAUGAAAUUCUCAUGUUUUGUCUGACUGACCCUGGCCAAGCCUUCAUCCUCCCCACACCCUAUUAUCCUGGGUUCGAUAGAGAUUUGAAAUGGCGAACCGGGGCUGAGAUUGUUCCAAUGCAUUGCUCAAGCUCAAAUGGUUUUAGAAUCACUCGUUGCGCCUUAGAACAAGCCUAUCAGUUAGGCCAAGAACUGAACCUCAAGAUCAAAGGAGUACUAGUGACUAACCCCUCAAAUCCACUAGGCACCACAAUGACCAAAACAGAACUGAACCACUUGCUCGAUUUCGCAAUCGACAAGAACAUUCACAUCGUAAGCGACGAAAUCUAUUCAGGCACCGUCUUCGACUGCUCCUCCACCACCAGUUUCACAAGCAUCAUGGAAGUGCUGAACGAGAGAAACAACAAUAAUUAUAAUAACAUUAGGAACCAUGUUCACAUGGUGUAUAGUCUCUCAAAAGACUUAGGUCUCCCUGGGUUUAGAGUAGGAAUGAUUUACUCAAACAAUGAAAAGGUUAUCGCCGCAGCCACAAAGAUGUCAAGCUUUGCACUUAUUUCAUCACAAACUCAAUUCAUGCUUUCAAACUUGCUAUCCGAUGCUAAGUUCAUUAAGAAAUACAUGGUGGAGAACCAGAGGAGGUUGAAGAGGCGCAAGGACAUGCUUGUGCGUGGAUUAAGGAAGGCAGGGAUAUCGUGUUUAAGGAGCAAUGCUGGAUUGUUCUGUUGGGUGGACAUGAGGCACUUGUUGAGUUCAGAUUCGUUUGAAGCGGAGAAGGAACUUUGGAAGAGGAUUGUGUGUGAGGUUGGUUUGAACAUAUCACCAGGGUCUUCUUGCCAUUGCUCUCAGCCAGGGUGGUUUAGAAUUUGUUUUGCUAACAUCUCCGAAGAUGCAUUGCACCUUGCCAUGCACAGGAUGAAGGUCUUCACAAGCUCAAUCUUCUCUGUUCGAUUUCCAAUCAUCAUGAUGAGAAAGAAAUCAUUUUAA